Messenger RNA from Ochlerotatus camptorhynchus, 1676 nucleotides. RefSeq names its product Hen1 methyltransferase (gene Hen1). Gene Ontology annotation, biological process: siRNA processing; piRNA processing; RNA methylation. Gene Ontology annotation, cellular component: nucleus; cytoplasm. Gene Ontology annotation, molecular function: O-methyltransferase activity; RNA methyltransferase activity. NCBI's taxonomy places the organism in Eukaryota, Metazoa, Arthropoda, Insecta, Diptera, Culicidae. The transcript is spliced from 4 exons. The coding region runs from base 66 to 1604 and encodes 512 amino acids. The record is from RefSeq and is a predicted model, not a curated record.
UAGUUGAGUUGAAAAUAAUAAACUUUCCUGAUUGUUUUCAUAUUAAACAAAAACCCACCCUAGAAAUGGAUCAGAUCACGUUGACAUACACUUUUGAUAAUAGCUGUUUUUAUGAUCAAGAAAAUAAGAUUCGUUUCGAACCACCGGUGUAUGAACAGCGAUACCUGACGGUUCUACGGUUGCUGGAACUCGAUAUUUGGAAGAGUUCGUUCAAAAAAAUUGUCGAGUUUGGCUGUGCUGAAAUGAAAUUUUUUACUCUCCUGAAAACGCUACCUGAUGUGGAAGAGAUUUUGCUGGUGGACAUUGACGAAGAAUUGCUCUGCAAAUGGCAGCACAGCGUCAGGCCUCUAUUUGUGGACUUUAUCCAACGGCGGCCGAACAAAUUCACCGUCGAAGUGUGGCGCGGAAGCAUAUCGGGGGCCCACGAGUGCCUCAAAGGGACGGACGUAGUUGUGGGAAUCGAAAUCAUCGAACAUCUGCACGCGGACGUGCUGGAAGGCGUUCCCCAGAACGUAUUCGGUUACAUCCGGCCCAAGGUGGCCAUGUUCAGUACACCCAAUUCGGAGUACAACAUCCACUUCGAUGGUCUGUUCGAGAAUGGCUUCCGGCACGAGGAUCACAAGUUCGAGUGGACACGGGCACAGUUUGCCGAAUGGUGCGAAGAUAUCCUCCGGCGGUUUCCCGACUAUGUCGUAAAGUACUUCGGAAUUGGGCCGCCUCCAAAGAACUCACCCGACGAUGUGGGAUACGUCAGUCAGCUUGCCGUGUUCGUGAGGAAAGACUUUCUAGACGAGCUGGAAGUUUUGAACAUCGGACAAGACAAUGAUGCGGGUGGUGCCACAGGAAGCGUUGCAAACCGAACGGAAGCGUCCGGAAGCGCAGAGUCGAAGAUCUACUUCGAUGAGGAAGUAGGUGAAAUUGUCAUGGCCAGAGACGAGGACGAAGAAGAGCAACCGGUGGCCCGGCAAUCGCCAGUUGGGGUCUUCCGGGAUGAUGUUGAGGAUCUGGAAUCACCGGAAGAGGACCUAGAAGGAAGCGACCACGAUGAACCCAAUGCGAGGAUGAUCGAUUUUUACAUUCCGGUAGAACGGGCGCGCAACGAUAGCGGGAAUUACGACGAUGAACCGUUGGAUCCCACCAGCGAUGAGUACAAGUUGCUGUACAGCGUAGAUUACCCGGUUCAGGAACCCGAUCGAAGACAAAGGUCGGAAAAACUCCUGGACGAUGCUGAAUACCAGAUUCGACGGUUGAAGUUUCACGAGGAGGAUUACUACAACUACGAGCAGAACCAGUACCGGAUUCCGCUUCAGCUGGUGGUGGAUUGCAUGGUGCGGUUGACUUCUACCGUGGAAGAGAUGAGGCCCAUCCUGGCGGAAGCGUCCUACCGGGUAUCGGAGGAUGGUAUGAUUGUCGUGACCGGCAACGAUGAGUCGUUCGGAAGUGAUGAUGAUUUCGAGUACGAUUUGAACGAGAAUGAUGACCACGUCGCGCAUGAAGCAGCCGAAGAUCGAUGGGCGAAUGAAGAAGAGCAACAGCCAGCACGCGCGAGUGACGAUUCUCAGCAGGGUACAUCGUUCCAAGAAGACCAAGAGCUGUGGGAUUGAGGUGUUGAUGUGUGUGCUCUGUGCUAUAUUUUAAUAAAAACCGAUUUGAACAUCCACCAGAAGGUAAAUCUU